CCGGUCGGAUCGGGUCGAAUUCCAUAGAAGUGGGGUGAACUGGUAUUCGUAUAUAUCCGGGCUUGUCUGUGAGUUGUGAGCGAAUCCAGAGGGAGAGGAAGAGAGAUGCAAGGUGUUGGUGGUGGAAUUGGAGGGCUGAGACGUUGUUGGGCUCAAUGGAGUCGAGCAGGUUGCUUAAACAGCAGCAGCAAAAGAGGGGCAACUGUGCUAGGGUUUAUGGGAGGAGCUAGGGUUUUCUCGCUAUCAGCAGCUGCAGCUUCCUCGCCCUCCUCUUUAUUGGAAAAGGAGGAGGUCACUUCUCGCAUUAUCCAUCUCCUCAAAUCCACCCCUUUUAUUGAUCCCUCCAAGGUUAGUCCAACAGCUAGUUUCAAGAAUGACUUACAACUAGAUAUGUUAGACAACGUGGAAGUAAUGAUGGCUGUGGAAGAAGAAUUUGCGGUUGACAUCCCUGACACUGAAGCAAACAAAAUUUCAACCGCAGCUCAUCUCAUAGACUAUAUCUCAACCCAUCCACAAGCCAAAUGAGAAUUGGAAAUGUUUGCAGGUGAAGUCUUAUUUUCAAUAUUGUUAUGUUUUAAUGCCUGUCAUGUUCAUCAAUAGUUUGUAAUAAUUUUCUUGUGGGCAUUUUAAGACACCUUUGCCACAUUUUUAUGUCUCCCAAAAUUCGAGCACCGUCCUUUGGAUCUCAUGACUAUGUUUGUGAAAGUCAAAUAUGGUUAUUUUCUUACUGCUUUGAUGUGAACUUGGAAAAUUUCCCCAAUGAAUUAAUAAAUUGUGGUCCUUACCAAAGGGGUGGAUAAUGAAGCAACAAGAAGAAUGGUGGACCAUGGAUGUACUUUUGGUAA
Vitis riparia (riverbank grape) is the source of this 845-nucleotide messenger RNA. RefSeq names its product acyl carrier protein 2, mitochondrial-like. The transcript is spliced from 2 exons. Bases 106 to 525 code for a protein of 139 amino acids. Gene Ontology annotation, molecular function: acyl carrier activity; acyl binding. Gene Ontology annotation, biological process: fatty acid biosynthetic process. The record is from RefSeq and is a predicted model, not a curated record. Gene Ontology annotation, cellular component: mitochondrion. Lineage: Eukaryota; Viridiplantae; Streptophyta; Magnoliopsida; Vitales; Vitaceae.